Musca vetustissima is the source of this 1174-nucleotide messenger RNA. RefSeq names its product ethanolaminephosphotransferase 1. The record is from RefSeq and is a predicted model, not a curated record. Gene Ontology annotation, biological process: phosphatidylethanolamine biosynthetic process. Gene Ontology annotation, molecular function: ethanolaminephosphotransferase activity. NCBI's taxonomy places the organism in Eukaryota, Metazoa, Arthropoda, Insecta, Diptera, Muscidae. The transcript is spliced from 5 exons. Gene Ontology annotation, cellular component: endoplasmic reticulum membrane; Golgi apparatus. The coding region runs from base 50 to 1174 and encodes 374 amino acids.
UCUUUAACAGUAUAGCGCACGCGAUACCUCACCGUUGAGUGUUUAUGUUAUGCAUCCCUUUUGGAAUUGGAUUGUCAAGUUCUUUCCACGAUGGCUGGCACCGAACGUUAUGACCUUCCUCGGAUUCCUAUGUACAGCUUUAAAUUUUUUCCUACUCUCAUAUUAUGAUUGGAAUUUCUAUGCCAGUUCCGGCCUGGAUGGUACAACACCCAUCCCUUCCUGGGUAUGGCUGUGUACGGCCAUCAACAUUUUCCUGGCCUACACCCUCGAUGGCAUUGAUGGUAAACAGGCAAGGCGCAUAGGCCUCUCUGGACCGUUGGGAGAACUUUUUGAUCAUGGAUUAGAUUCGUACACAGCUGUAUUGAUACCCACAUGUCUGUAUAGUAUAUUCGGACGUUCGCCGACCUAUUCUGUGGCACCCAUACGUAUGUACUAUGUAUGUUGGAUGGUGUUCUUUAACUUUUAUGUUUCCCAUUGGGAGAAAUAUAAUACCGGUGUCCUCUACCUACCCUGGGGCUAUGAUCUGAGUAUGUGGGGCUCUACAGCUAUGUAUCUGAUCACAUGGUGGUGUGGUUUUGAAUUUUGGAAACGUGAACUGCCAUUUGGCAUCCCGCUGGGUAAUGCCAUGGAAUUUUUGCUGCAUUUCAGUGCCAUGGCCAAUACACCCAUGGUGGUGGUGAAUAUUUACAACUCUUAUGUCCAGCGUACGGGUAAAAUGCGCACAUUUAAGGAAGCCAUACGGCCACUGUGGCCCCUCUUGGCCUUUAUGGUUUUACUUAUACUGUGGCCUUUUAUCUCACCCAAUGAUAUUAUGGAAAAGGAUCCCCGGGUGCUGUUUAUGCUGAGCGGUACCAUAUUUUCAAAUAUUAGUUGCCGCCUGAUUGUUGCCCAAAUGUCGAAUACACGCUGUGAAAGUUUCCACUGGAUGACACCGAUCUAUGUGAUUUGUAUAGCCCUCGGUCUGUGGCUGCCAUUCCUAGAACGUUUCAUGUUAUAUUUCCUAUUCGUGAUCACCACGCUUGCCCAUUGGCAUUAUGGCGCUGCUGUGGUCAAUCAAAUGUGUGAACAUUUCAAUCGGAUUUGUUUCAGUGUACAUAUGCGACAACCUGCUGCAGAUAAAUUAAAGGCCAAAAUUAAUGGUCAAAGCUCAAAAUUCCCUCUAUAUCAACAAUAA